This is a messenger RNA of Fusarium sp. VM40, 1326 nucleotides long. Lineage: Eukaryota; Fungi; Ascomycota; Sordariomycetes; Hypocreales; Nectriaceae. The record is from the annotation of a GenBank genome assembly.
AUGAACGCGGUAACCUUGUCAGCAAAUGCCCAUAAGGCACUGGAGUCCUCUCACCUCCAAGACCGCAUCAUCGGCACCAUCUUCGGUUCAGCCCUUGGAGAUGCAAUCGGAUUAUACACUGAGUUUCUUUCUGCCGAACUCUCUGCAAAAGCAUAUCCCGAUCGCACCUUUAACUUAUUGCCCGCCGAGAAGGCAACGCCAUUCCGUCGCGACCAUCACAGAAAUUUCCAUCGUCCUGGCGAAUGGACAGAUGACACAGACCAUGCUGUCCUGAUACUGCUAUCGUAUCUCCACAGCAAUGGAACGAAGCUUGAUCCUCAGGACUUUGCUUCGAGAUUGUCGGUAUGGGUUAGGAUGGGGUUGCGUGCCCUUGAUACAUUACCUCUCGGCCUGGGACGCACCGUUGGCGGCAUCGUCCGCAGUAAAUCUUACCUUGACCACCCUGAAGGAACAGCGCGAAAGUUUUGGGUAACAGGCAAAUAUAACGCCGCGCCGAAUGGAAGUCUCAUGAGAACGCAUCCCCUAGGACUCUUGUGUUUGGGCAAGUCAGUUGAGGAGACUUUCCAGAUCGCGGCUGAGUUCUCGGCCGUUACACAUGUUGACCCUAGAUGUGUCGUUUCUUGCGCCAUCGGCACUGCUCUUGUCCGUGGACUUGUUCUUGGAGAGAUCUACGAGGAACAGCAUGUUGAUGAGUUGAUCGAGACUGGUCUUUCAUGGUAUAACGAGCGGCGAGAGAAGGAAUUGCAGCACCCCGACAGGAAAGAUGAGCCUCGCUUGGACGUCGCCGAGUUCAGACAACAUGCUACUACCAAAACACUCGCAGAUCUCAAGCUGGACGAGAGCUACAAGAUCGGCUAUGUGUACAAGACAUUCGGCUCCGGCAUUCUGCUUCUCCGCCUCGCACUUCGCCAACUCAAGUCCUCAGGGCAACUAUGCUCACAGCUUGCGAUUUUCGAGAAGCUGAUCACCGAUCUCACAAUGGAAGGAGGAGAUGCCGAUACAAACGCCUGCUUCGCGGGCGCUCUUCUUGGAGCAUUACUUGGCUACAAGGCCCUGCCACCUCAUUGGCGCGAUGGUCUUCGUCACGGAGGAUGGCUGAUGGAGAAGUCGGAGGGACUAUGUGAUAUCUUGAGUGUGACGAAGGGCUCAUACUCAGGCUCGCACGAUAAGGAUACUGCAGAGGAUGGUGGGCGUGGCUUUCUGACGGAUGUGCAAAUGGAGGAGAAGUGUAUGAGGAUGCAGGCUUGGAUGGCUCAGGAGGAGACGGAGUGGAAGAGGAAACAGGAGGCUGAGAAAAAGAAGCCGAAUUGGUUUGCGUGGAAGUGA